CUGUCUUCCGGGAAGACUAAUAGGCUCCAUGCAGAGUAAUGUGACCAAUUGAAUCAUUCUCGCCCCAGAGCUGGAAGCUGCAGAUCAGAGGAGCAGAGAGCAUCUCGCUCGGUUCUGACUUUCAACACGAGGAAACUUCUCUGGGGUGACACUCAACCACUUUGUGCUGUGGAACUCCUCUGGGAUUUUACACUUUGUUCUGCAAGGAACUAGUGGCACUCUUUCCGCCUCGGCCUCAGCCCUGUUUGCUUGCUUUUGCAGACCACAGACCAGCUCUUGGGUGAAAAGGUCAGAGGGUCCCUGUGUGGCCCUGACUGCAGCUCCAGGAUCAUCCUCACCUUGAACCUGCCCUGCUUGCGAUCCACCUCUAAGAAUGACAACCAAAUCCACCAGCAGUGUUCUGGGUGGGAAGGCUUCUUCUUCUCCUCUCUUGUCUUCUCCACCUCACCAGCGCCUGGUCACCAAAGAUGGACACUGUUCUCUUAGUCCUCCUCUGUGUCCCUCUGGUUCAUGGUGUGGGGCCUUCAGCAGAGCUUGGCUGCUGGCCUUGCAGGAUUUGUGGGGACUGUUGGUGGGUCUGCGAUGGAGAUGGGUUCUACUGGCCUUCUGUGCCUCCUUCCUUGCCCACUGGCUGCUGUUUGCCUGCCUGUGGUACUUGCUGGCUCACCUCAAUGGAGACCUGGCAGUAAAGGAUCAUGAUGCUCCUCCCCAGGGGCAUGUGGUUUGUGUGAAACACAUAACCAGCUUCACUGCUGCCUUUUCAUUCUCCUUGGAGACACAGCUGACCAUUGGAUAUGGCACCAUGUUCCCCAGUGGGGACUGUCCUAGUGCUAUAGCACUGCUGGCUGUUCAGAUGCUGCUGGGGCUCAUGCUGGAGGCUUUCAUCACAGGUGCAUUUGUAGCCAAGAUCGCACGUCCCCAGAAGCGGGCAGGAGCCAUCCAGUUCAGCCCGUACGCAGUGGUGGGACAACAUCAGGGCCAGAAGUGCCUCAUGCUGCGAGCCACCAACCUGCUGCAGCGACCCCUGGUGGAUGUGAAGGUGAGUGCCGUUCUCUACGAGGAGCAUGAUGGUCAGGCCCUCCACCAGACUUCUUUGGACUUCCGCUUGGAUAAUCUGGGGCAGCAGCAGCCUUGUCCUUUGUUCAUCUUCCCGCUCACCUUUUACCACCCACUGGACUGCAGCAGCCCCCUCUACCCUGCCCUGUGCGAGGGCACGUCCACCCACUUUGAGCUGGUGGUCUUCCUCUCGGCCUUGCAAGAGGGAACUGGUGACUCCUGUCAGAAGAGAACCUCCUACCUGCGCCAAGAGAUACAAUUUGACCGUUGCUUCGUGCCGGCGUUGCUGAUGGAUGCUCGGGGGAGGUACAUGGUGAGCACCCAGCAAUUUGACACGAGCCACUCGAAGGAGCCGUUGAACAAGGAUUGUGUCGUGCAGAUCAACGGAGAUGGAAGCGACAGGAUGGAGUAAAGAUGCUGUAGGGGAGGUCUCAAUAGGACAGGCGGUCAUGUCAGUGGGGCAUCUGGGGAGGGUAACAGUGGGCCGGGUGUCUCUGUCAUGAACUUCUUUAUUUUAAUGAAUAGAUCUGAAUUUGUUUUGAAAUGAAAAUGUAUCACAGACAUGGGUGCUGCUGUCAUUUCCCUCACUCUGAGGCCUUAAAGCAACUCCCAGAUUAAUGAUCCUCCACUGGCUUCCGACUAAUUUACUUCCAUAGGAGUGGCCAGUAGAGGGCACCACUUUCAGAAGGUCAGCAUGAACAAACACUGUUGCAAAAUUGAUUGAAUUUUAUUUUUUACUACUUUUAUGUGUUAAAUAACAUUAUGACAAGACACCACAUUAAUAGUAAAGAUGUCAGAACAUGGCUGUAUCACUAAAAACAGUGUGAUCAGAUGAUCACUGCUGAUAAAUAAAACACCUCCAGACCUCAUUGAAAUGUGAAAAUACUGUACAAUAAUCUACAAUAGCUACAAUAAUCAAUAGUCAACUCCACAGUUUAAACAACAAUAAAAAAUAAUAAUAAUUAAAGGGCACCUUUCAAAGCACUCAAGAUCAGCUUACAGUACAUGAUUAAAAGAGCAGAAAAAUACAAUAAAAAUAAAUAAAUACAGGCACUUCCUGUUACAAAUUAGUCUUGCUGCACAGCUGCUGUUCUUACAUAAUAUCAAAAUGUCCCUCAUGCAUCAUCCAGUCUUGUCAUACUAGAGCUAGAUAAACAAAAUCCAAAGUAUAAUCCCAGUUUCUGAUCAAAUGUUUUCAGAAUUCGUUUGUCUUUCAGUUUAUUUUUUAUUUUCAGUUAAGUUUGUGUGGUCACGCUGUGUAUGAAAAGAUUAAGGUCAUUUGGGAUGAAGUCACUUACAAUAAUCUGGUACUUUGGUACACAUAUAUUUGGAUUGAAUUUUCCUACAUAAGAGUUUUCACGAGACAAAGAUGUUUGACCUUUAAAUGAGAACUUGAAAUGAGGUACUGUAUAUUUAAAGUUAUGAAGCACCAGUGAGGAAAUGAAAGAGUGCAGUGAAUCUACUGUCAUCGCAGAUGUUUGAUUAGAGACAUAUAAUAACACAUGUGCUUUCACACCAAAUCACAUUUUUGCAUUGUUUUACACACAAUUUGUGUCACUGGAUAAUUUCACUUGCAUGAAUACUCUCCUCACUCACUGCCCCUUCCUCUCUCACUUGUGCACGUACAGCGACUCCAUUCUGUUUCCUAUACAAUGUCCACACAUUAGAAGAAACUCAACACUACUGUAAAUGGCUUUCACAACAUUUCCUCCCACCCAGGUUCAUAUAUUUCGACACGGGGCGACUAAACAGGACAUCGUUUCACAUCUUCACAGGGUUUGCGUUUGCACGACCGAGAAAAGCGUGCUUCUUACCAUGUCUUUGCGUCGAUUUUAUAUCUCGUCUUAAAUGGAUUCAUUUGCCGCAAUCAAUGAAAUCAAUGAGAUAGGGCUCCAUAGUGACUAACUAGAUUGACUGCUGAUUACUUAAGGCGUUUAUUUAAAAAGAAUAAUAAAAAAAAUCUAUGUAUUAUUUCUGAUUUGUGCAAUAUUAUUAUUAAUGAUGAUGAUUUUAGAUUUAAUAAAUCAAGUUUGUUUGUCAGGAUGAAGUGCUGUGGUGAAUGUGUGCAUAUAUUUGGGGGUAUUUUUCCCCUUCUGAUCAAGAGUCACUGUGUUGUUAUCUAUAUGGUUUAAAUACAAAUCAUGUAGCAGCCUCAGACCUGUGUAAGAAAAUGUUCCACUAACUGUGAUUUUAAAGGAUGAGAUCUCUCUCUGUGUGUAUCUCACAUGCUUCAGUGCCUCUGUACAGUGUACAUUACAAAAUAAAUAUUUUCUAAACAA
This is a messenger RNA of Solea solea (common sole), 3335 nucleotides long. It is a transcript of the gene kcnj13, whose product is annotated as potassium inwardly rectifying channel subfamily J member 13. Gene Ontology annotation, biological process: regulation of monoatomic ion transmembrane transport; potassium ion import across plasma membrane. The record is from RefSeq and is a predicted model, not a curated record. Gene Ontology annotation, molecular function: inward rectifier potassium channel activity. Bases 374 to 1468 code for a protein of 364 amino acids. Gene Ontology annotation, cellular component: plasma membrane. The transcript is spliced from 3 exons. NCBI's taxonomy places the organism in Eukaryota, Metazoa, Chordata, Actinopteri, Pleuronectiformes, Soleidae.